This is a messenger RNA of Vairimorpha ceranae, 450 nucleotides long. RefSeq lists its product as hypothetical. Lineage: Eukaryota; Fungi; Microsporidia; Nosematidae. The transcript has a single exon. The coding region runs from base 1 to 450 and encodes 149 amino acids. The record is from RefSeq and is a predicted model, not a curated record.
AUGAUAAUAUUGCAAAUCUUUUUCGUAGCUGUAAUAAAAUGCUCUGUUAAAAUUUGCAAUACAAAAGUAGAUGAAGGAACAUUAUCUUUUUCGUUCAAUAAAUCACCAUAUUAUGUUAUAUUUGAAUAUCCAGAAGGUGUUAAUUUUUUAGAUAAAGAGUUGUAUACAAAAACACAACAGAUAAAUUUUUCUAGAAAUAUUUAUAGAAGUAUAAUUAAAAUUAAUAAAGAAACUAAUAUAAAAUAUAAAAAAUAUAUAUGUAAGGAAUAUGAAUACGAUUUAUUGAUAGAAAAAGGUAUUUUAUUUAAAUUUUGGAUUUUUAAGAAUAAUAAAAUUAACUAUAUAGAACUACUUGACUGGAUGCCUGUUCCUGAUUUUUCAAUGAUUUUUGUCGGAAGUUUAAGUUUAGGUAUUUUGUUAUGUUUGAUUUUAAAAACAUUCUUUACAUAA